GCCCAGAAGUUGAGCCGGAGCCGAUCCAGAGUGAAGGUGCGUGCGACUACUACUUCCAGUGGAUGAGCGAUCAUUGCGCCAAGCUCCUGCUGGGCCUCAGCGCGAUGCUGGUCUUUGUGCUCACCAUCAUGGCCCUGAUCGCCGGGUUCGACACGCUCUCCUCCAAUGCGUUCUUUAUCUACUCCAAGUUCGCGUGGGAGCAAUGGUUUCCCAGCUUCUUCGUGAUCAUUGUGAUGCUCAUGCUGCUGAGCCUGGUGGCAUUGCUGGUGGUGGUCUUCGCAGGUCUCAUUAGUUGGAAGGAGACAAGGGCCUUGGUCCGGGCCUUCUACAUGACCUCGGCCUCCCUGGGGCUCAUCAUGCUGGGCCUGGCGCUGCCGGGGGCACCCAGCGUUGAGCGCGGAGAUUUCCUGUGGCGGGUGGACUCGUUCUGCUGGCCGGGAUUCCUUUUAGGGUUUCCUGUGGCGAGGUGA
Messenger RNA from Effrenium voratum, 470 nucleotides. The record is from the annotation of a GenBank genome assembly. NCBI's taxonomy places the organism in Eukaryota, Dinophyceae, Suessiales, Symbiodiniaceae.